AUAAUUUUAUUUUAGUUUGCGAAACUCUAUGAAGCUAAUGUCAAUGCCCAAUACUAAUUUUAUUGUGCUAAGUGGAUUGUGAAAUGUUAAUCGUGAAACGUAUUUAAUAGUUGUGUCGUUGUGUGUUUUGUACCAUAAUUAAUUGUAGUUGGUUUCGAAUAAUAUUUUACAUGUUAAAGAGAUAAACAGAACUGUGUGCAAAAAUGUCUGCAGCAUCUGCCGCGAAGUCGGAUUCGUUCGACGAAUUUUACACGGAGGUCAAAGAGAUUGAAAAACGUGACUCUGUGUUAACCCCUAAACAACAACUUGAUAGAUUGUUACGGCCAGGGUCCACGUAUUUUAAUCUUAAUCCGUUCGAGGUACUACAAGUAGAACCCGAUGCCUCACUUGAUGAGAUCAAGAAAAAAUACCGAAGGUUAUCCAUAUUGGUACAUCCAGACAAAAAUAUGGACGAUUCUGAACGAGCUCAACAGGCUUUUGAGAUAGUAAACAGGGCUUGGAAGACGCUUGAGAAUGAUGAUACUAGGAAAAAAUGCUUGGAUAUUUGUGAAGAAGCUAAAGAACGGACUGAUCAUAUGAUUGAACAGAAAAGGAAAAAGAUGAAAAAGGAUAAUAAGUUAUCAGAAGGUAUUCCUGAAGAUGAUCCUGUAAAAUAUAAACAUGCAAUUUAUGUUAUGACCAUGAAGUUAUUUGCUGACAUGGAACGAAAGCGCCAACAUCUCGAAGUCCGUGAUAUGGAGGAAAGGAAACGGAAACGAGAAGCUGAGAUUGAGCAAGAAGAACAGAAGUCCUUAGAAAAAGAAUGGGCGAAGAAUUUUGAGGAAUCUCGACAAAACCGAGUAGACAGCUGGAAGACAUUCCAAUCUGGCGGCGGCAAGGAGAAAAAGAAGAAGAAAAUCCAAGGGUUUAAGCCUCCCAAACCUAAACCAGAGAGUAGAUAACUCUCAUUUAUCAUUUAACACUAAUAUAGUUCCAUUUAGCGCUUUAUUUCGAAUCUACGACUAUGAUAGUUGACUAGAUUUUAAACAACUAUUUACAAUAUCAAUAUUCUAAAGCAUUUCGAUGAUUAUAAUAAUCAGUCAGCUAGAUGUCUUGAGACUUGUCAGUACGUCAGUUUAGUUCAAAUUCGAAUAAUAUUGAGAACUCGGCUGUGACAAAUAUGAAGCAAUGAAAUAGCGUAUCUACUAACUAGUAGUCUUAUAUUUUUGUCAAUAAAUGUAUUUGUUUCCAGUUUUGGUACUCAAUAACUCUUAGGAAACGUAGAUGGGCUAGUUAUUGACAAAUAGAAGGAUUAAAUAACAAUGUUUGUAAAAGACGGUCUUCUAGAUUUCAAACUAAAGUUCUUGACUAUUCUGAUGUAAAAUAUAUUGUAUGUAUUGUAUCUAAAUCAAUUUUGUGAUUGUUUUAGUGUCUAAAAUAGUUCUUACGCAUAUUCAGUGUUUAAGACCUUCGAUCUUCCUCUUGGUAAACGUCCAUUGUGAUUAUUAUCUUUUUUAAUUAAAAUUUAAUAAAGCUAUAGAAAGGUAUUUGAACAAUGAAUUGUGCAAGAUCUGUUCACUCACCGUUGAUCAUUUUUGUAUAGUAUAAGAGAAUGUUGUGACAGUCACAAAUGCUCAAAAUAGAUGGCGCUGAUGAAGUUGGAGGUCAUAUAAAUAUUGAACUGCUAUUUCCUAGCUGGGUUAUGUUGUGCCUUUCAUCCAUAUUUUGUCCAGUGUACAUAUUCUAUGGAUGUUCUCAAAUGACUUCCAAUUAAUCUAGCGUCAUUUAUCAGUGGAUAUAAGCAGACAUGUCAUUGUGAAAUAGUUUACUUUGUGCCACGCUAUUUGUGUAGUAUAGCAGUCUAGCGGUAAAUAUAUGGCAGCCAACUAGCCUAAUUAGCCAUUCAAUUAACGGCCUAUUCCGUUUAAUAUAUAAAUGAUAUCGUCGUACAAUUCUGGUAGCUGUUUAUUUCUGAUUCUGUGUAGGUCGCAGUUGUAACCUAACCUACCGGUUUGGUAGCAACUCGGGUUUUAAUCACCUUUAAACUAAUGGCCUGAACGAGAAAUUAAGCCCUUCAAUCAAAUGACUUAUCAUACAGGCCGUUAGUUAAAUGGCUAUUUAAGCUAGUUGGCUGCGACAAGUAAACUUCCAAUGAAAACUAUCGUUUUUGUAACCACCAAAGGCGCUAUUGUAGGUUAAAAUCCUUAAGUAUGACUUUGCUUUACGUUUAAAGUAAUCGAAACGAGAGCGCGUAUGGCGUUCUGAUUGGCCGGCUCGAAUAAACCAACCAAUCAGAGCGCCGAACGCGUUCAAUCACUAAAAAAUGUUAACGUCCAAUGGUACGACACUAGCAUAUUUUCUGAUAUGGAACUUACCUUACGAUUAAUCGCCUCUAGUUGCUAAUUCAUACACGAUAGUCUUGGUUUGAUGAUCACGAUGCUGGAAGCAGGUAAUAUCUUAGGUCUCAAGUCUUUUGCAGGACCCACAGUUGGUUUUAAAGCUUUGCCUUUUGAGCAUAGGCUUGAGUAUUGAAAUGAAUUGAUACCGCAAAUAUCUUACAGAUUUUAAAAAGGAAGUUAUUAUUGUAUACUUGUUGGACAGUAUAAGCAAUGAAAUGCAUACACAAUGCAAUUACAAAACGCGUUAUCCACAGAUUUAUGUGGCAGCGUCGAACGCAUUGUAACACUAGUAGUAAUUAUGAAUUCUUCUAUCUCUAUAGAAAUAAAGGAAGAAAUUGAAACUUG
Messenger RNA from Spodoptera frugiperda (fall armyworm), 2723 nucleotides. It is a transcript of the gene DnaJ-21, whose product is annotated as dnaJ homolog subfamily C member 8. Gene Ontology annotation, cellular component: nucleus. The transcript has 6 exons. Lineage: Eukaryota; Metazoa; Arthropoda; Insecta; Lepidoptera; Noctuidae. The record is from RefSeq and is a predicted model, not a curated record. Bases 204 to 941 code for a protein of 245 amino acids.